CUUUAUGGCGGGAAAAUCGACCAGAAAACCUAGAGUGUCAUAACGAGAAGAGAGGCGAGACUGUGACUGAGAGAGAGAGAGAGAGAGAGGAAAUGGCGGAAGAAGGUAAGGAGGAUGCGGGGUUGGAUCAGGUGGAGGAGGAGUUCUCAGUGUGGAAGAGGAACACGCCGUUCCUGUAUGAUUUGGUGAUCUCUCACCCGCUCGAAUGGCCGUCACUCACCGUCCACUGGGUCCCGUCGGCGCCGCAUCCGUACGCCGCGGAUCCUUACUUCGCCGUACACAAACUCAUCCUCGGGACCCACACCUCUGGUGGCGCCCAGGAUUUCCUGAUGGUCGCCGACGUCGUCAUCCCCACACCCGACGCAGAACCCGGAUUGGGCGGCAGAAACCAGGACCCAAUAGUGCCUAAGGUGGAGAUAAGACAGAAAAUACGUGUGGAUGGAGAAGUGAACAGAGCGCGGUGUAUGCCACAGAAGCCGACGCUUGUUGGUGCAAAGACUAGUGGCUGUGAGGUGCUUGUGUUUGAUUAUGCCCGACAUUCUGCAAAGACCCAGUCAAGUGAUUGCAGUCCUGACCUGAGGCUAAAGGGACAUGUAAAAGAAGGGUACGGAUUGUCGUGGAGCUCCUUUAAGGAGGGUUAUCUUCUGAGUGGUUCUCAAGAUCAUAAGAUCUGCCUUUGGGAUGUUACAGCUACAGCUCAAGAUAACGUUUUGAAUGCAAUGCAUGUGUAUGAGGGACAUGAAAGCGUGGUUGAAGAUGUGUCAUGGCACAUGAAGAAUGAAAACAUAUUUGGGUCGGCGGGUGAUGAUUGUCGAUUGAUGAUAUGGGACUUGAGGACAAACCAAAUGCAACACCAAGCCAAAGUUCACGAGAAAGAGGUGAACUAUCUUUCAUUCAAUCCGUUCAACGAAUGGGUUUUAGCUACAGCUUCUUCAGACUCCACCGUCGCCUUGUUUGACCUCCGCAAGCUGAAUGCACCCUUGCAUGUUUUGAGCAGCCACGAGGGAGAGGUAUUCCAAGUGGAGUGGGAUCCCAACCAUGAGACAGUACUUGCAUCUUCAGGGGAGGACAGAAGGCUGAUGGUUUGGGACCUGAACAGGGUCGGGGAAGAACAACUGGAGAUAGAGUUGGAUGCGGAAGACGGUCCACCGGAGCUGCUAUUCUCUCAUGGAGGCCAUAAAGCAAAGAUAUCAGACUUCUCAUGGAACAAGAACGAGCCUUGGGUCAUUUCCAGCGUAGCUGAAGACAAUAGUCUUCAGGUUUGGCAAAUGGCAGAGAGCAUCUACCAUGAAGACGAUGAAGUUGACAAUGAACAAUGAGAACAAGUAAUUUUAGCGUAUUGUGAGAAGUGACCGUAUCACAACAAUCCCAACGUUUAGCUUUGUUUAUUA
Messenger RNA from Tarenaya hassleriana, 1391 nucleotides. Its product is annotated as WD-40 repeat-containing protein MSI3. The transcript has 6 exons. Gene Ontology annotation, cellular component: nucleus. Gene Ontology annotation, biological process: regulation of gene expression. The record is from RefSeq and is a predicted model, not a curated record. The coding region runs from base 93 to 1319 and encodes 408 amino acids. Gene Ontology annotation, molecular function: histone binding. NCBI's taxonomy places the organism in Eukaryota, Viridiplantae, Streptophyta, Magnoliopsida, Brassicales, Cleomaceae.